Molecule: messenger RNA, 3901 nt
Organism: Labeo rohita (rohu)
Lineage: Eukaryota; Metazoa; Chordata; Actinopteri; Cypriniformes; Cyprinidae
Gene: dse
Product: dermatan sulfate epimerase
Exons: 6
Coding region: 198-3059 (953 amino acids)
Molecular function (GO): chondroitin-glucuronate 5-epimerase activity
Source: RefSeq, a predicted model, not a curated record
UUAGUGCCUUUCUUACUGCGCAGCUGAUUGCGGUUCUGCGCAUCUACUGACGACGAACACUUUAAGGCCCGCGGAUGCUUUCCAUCAGGCAUGAGACUCAUGAUUUCGGCGUUUUUUGGGAAGGUUAAGACAACGCCAGCGGAUCUGAGAGCUGAGAGGGAGCAAGGUGAUGUGGUCUCUCCCUCUCUAAUGCCAGAAUGAGAACGUACACCCGUGGGGCACCAACUGUGUUCUUUAUAAGUGCACUUUGGAUUCUAGUAUCCCCAGCUCUGGCUGAAGUGGACCCCAGCGGAGGCAUUCCGUUCCUUGGAGGGAACUACGAGGGAACUCAUCCCAUGCUGUACUUCGGCCGGGCAGAGGUUGAGGAACUGCAGCGGGCGGCAGUGGGGACGCACAAAGCUUUGGCCCGACAGAUCCGGGAGGCUGGGGAGGCCAUACUGGAGCGACCGGAGGAGUAUCUGCCCCCUUGGAACCCUGCUGAGUUUAGUGCCCGCUGGAAUGAAGUGUAUGGGAACAACUUAGGCCUGCUCUCUAUGUUCUGCCUACUGUACCCGCAUCGUGCCGGUGCACUGGAUGUAGCCAAGGAAUACAUGGAGCGCAUGGCUGCACAGCCCAACUGGAUGGUGAAAGAUGCUCCGUGGGAUGAGGUUCCGAUAGCUCACUCUCUGGUUGGCUUUGCUACAGCAUAUGACUUCCUGUACGAGUACCUCAGUAAAGUACAGCAAGAACAUUUCCUGCAGGUGAUUGGAAAUGCUUCACGCUACAUGUAUGAGAAAUCUUACCACCGUGGCUGGGGAUUUCAGUACCUCCACAAUCACCAACCCACCAACUGUGUUGCUCUUCUGACUGGCAGCCUUGUGGUCAUGAACCAAGGAUACCUCCAGGAAGCAUACCUCUGGACAAAACAGGCUCUUGCCAUCAUGGAAAAGUCUAUGGUGCUUCUUCAAGAUGUGACUGAUGGGUCUCUGUACGAGGGUGUGGCCUAUGGAACUUACACCACUCGUUCACUCUUUCAGUACAUGCAUUUGGUACAGAGGCACUUUGACAUUGGCCACUUCAGUCAUCCCUGGCUGCACAAACACUUUGCAUUCCUCUACAGGACAGUGUUGCCUGGUUUUCAGAGAACUGUUGCUAUCGCAGAUUCCAACUAUAACUGGUUCUAUGGGCCAGAAAGUCAGUUGGUCUUUUUGGAUCGGUAUGUCAUGCGAAAUGGCAGCGGGAAUUGGCUGGCUGAGGUAAUCAGACAGAAUCGAGUUCUGGAGGGCCCAGGACAGGCAGGCAGGGGUCAGCGCUGGUGCACACUGCACACAGAAUUCCUAUGGUAUGAUGCCAGUCUACAACCCACCCCACCUCCUGAUUAUGGUACGUCGCACCUCCAUUAUUUUGAAGACUGGGGAGUGGUGACCUAUGGAAGUGCCCUACCUGCUGGGAAAAACCGCACAUUUCUGUCCUUUAAGUCGGGGAAGCUUGGGGGACGUGCUAUUUUUGACAUUGUUCACCAAAACAAAUACAAAGACUGGAUCAAAGGGUGGCGUAACUUUAACGCGGGCCACGAGCACCCGGACCAGAACUCCUUUACCUUCGCUCCGAAUGGAGUCCCGUUUAUCACAGAGGCAUUGUAUGGUCCCAAAUACACCUCUCUCAACAAUGCCGUCAUGUUCGGGCCUGCUGUGUCUGAGAGCUGCUUUGCACCAUGGGAAGGCCAAGUUACUGAGGCUUGUAACUCUAAAUGGCUUAAGUAUAAGCACGGUCAAGCAGCAGACUGCCAAGGGCAGGUGGAGGCGGCUCUGGAGCGACAGGGCAUGGUGUUUAUUCGUGGGGAGGGUCAAGGCGCUUACAACCCCGAACUGAAGAUUAAAAGUUUUCAAAGGAACUUGCUGCUGCUUCAUCCUGAGUUGCUGCUCAUGGUAGACCACAUUCAGUUGCAUUCAGGCAGCCCGACACGCAGCAUGAGCGCUUUCUUCCACAACACGGACAUGCCGUUUCAGAAAACCCAAGUCGAUGGAGUUCACGGUGCUGUGAUCACACACGGAAGCGAAACGUCCAAGAUGUUCUGGUUGGAUGAUGCGGGCGGCAGUGAAAUGGGAACAGUGGGAUAUAGGAGCUACCCCCGCGGAUACCCCUAUAAUGGUUCAAACUAUGUGAACGUGACUAUGCCGCUGAGGUACCCUACCAGCAGAGUGGCCUACAUCAUCUUUGGAUCCGGAGUGGAUGUGCAGAGUUUCAGCGUGCACGGAGACUCGGAAACACUGGACAUCUAUCUGGCCACCGGGGAUCACACCUACACCAUCUAUCUGUUCACAGAUGUGGUGCCCACCAAGCCUAUGGCCAUGGUGUUAAUGGACCAAAAGAAAGUAGUGUUUGAAAGGACAGCAGGGACAAAUGAGCAGCCCUUGGAGGAAGUAGAGGAAUACGUUAAUGUUGUGGAGGACAAUCUGCAGCAUGUCAAACCAGUCUUCCAGCAGCUGGAGAGGCACAUUCUUUCACGGGUUCUUAACACGGACAGUUUCCACAAAACUGCUGAGCGCCUCCUAAAGUCUUCAGACAAGAAAAAGACACCAGGGACUAUUGAGAAGAUGUUUUCUCGAUCUAAGAAGCAGGGGAAGGGGAAGGGGAAGGGAGGCAAGAAGGCGAGCUUUUCCGAUAGCCUCCCUGAUAUCUUUUCUCAGAUUGAGGUGAGGGAGAAGAAGGAGAGGCAGAGGACGAUGAAACGUGUCUAUGAGGAGGUUCCAGAGGAGGCCGACGGGGACUCGAGGGCAUUCAUUGAAUACAGUGAUUUACGAAAGGGCAAAAAAGUGGGGUUUGUAAAGGGGCGGAAAUUCAAAGAAGUACGAGUGGGGGCUACGGCAGAGAGUGACAAUAUGUUUAACGCCACCUCAUACAUUCGCCUUUUCCUUAUUUUAAAUAUAGCCACUUUCUUUGUCCUGCUGGCGGUGCUGUUGACGCGCUUUCAGAGGGCGCAGAGUUUGCAUACGCAGCGCUGCCUCUACUGCGUCCUCCUCAUAGACAGCUUCAUCCUGCUCUGUCUGUACUCUUCCUGCUCUCAGACGCAGUGCUGACAUCAUCACUGUGAGACGAUCAGACUGGUGCAAUAUACCAGCCCUUCGCCCAAGUGUUGACACCAACACUGUGGCAGAAUAUCCCUGUUUGCAGCAGCAGUGCAUCCAAGUGAGGCAUCAUCCGUGUUGGGACAUGGCUCCUUCUCACAGGCACAGUCACAUCAUUAUUGUGAGACACAUGAAAGUAUGUCUAUCCAGCUGCAGUAAAUUCAGCACUCAUUCUGAGCCAUUGUUAGCAAACAGGUUCCUGGGAGAAGUUGAUUCCAUAUAGGAAUUAAAGGGUGUUGCGAAGAUAUCCAGCCCACCUCAAAUGAAAAGCUUUUGUGGAGCUUUAAAAUAGUUUACAUGAACUUUGUCUUGAAGUAAAGAGCCCUGCACAUGACAUAAUGAAGAAAAAAUAAAAAAAAUGAGGGAAGAAAUGAACAAAAUAAUAAGUUGUGAGAACAAAUUCCUAAAUCGUGGCCAUGGCAUCUAUUUUUUUCUUGUACAUUGUUUCAUGUGCGGGGCUCUGUAUUGAAGUGGGACUCUCCAUGGCCUCCCACUAUUAUCCGAAUUAAUUGCAAGCUAUGCACAUUUGGUAACAACAUGGACUAUCUUUCAUCUUAAAAUGUGUAAAAUGUAUAUAUGUUGAAGCAAAGUAUAUUUUUUGGAUGUUGUUUCAUACUCUUGUAUAAAAAGGCAACUACAGAAAUGUGUAUUUUAGUUUCUGAUGAUUUCUUUAUAAUUACAUGUAGUAAAUGCACAUUUAAGCAGACCUUUUAUCAGGGAAUUUUAACAACAUGAUUUCCACAGUAGUAGAAAGUAAUAAAAUUUUGAAAUGACAUUGACAUUUCUGUAGUGAA